Mangifera indica (mango) is the source of this 1982-nucleotide messenger RNA. RefSeq names its product mitochondrial-processing peptidase subunit alpha-like. NCBI's taxonomy places the organism in Eukaryota, Viridiplantae, Streptophyta, Magnoliopsida, Sapindales, Anacardiaceae. The coding region runs from base 132 to 1649 and encodes 505 amino acids. Gene Ontology annotation, cellular component: mitochondrion. The record is from RefSeq and is a predicted model, not a curated record. Gene Ontology annotation, molecular function: metal ion binding. The transcript has 13 exons.
ACCUAACUGAAAAUAUUUUCUCUUCGAGGGAAGGCGGCCUUUGUUCAGUUUUCUCUCUUACACAGGCCUUCAAACGUAGAAGGAAACACGAACGAGAUAAACUUUUUAGGGUUUUUCCAGAAGCAGUGACUAUGUACAGAACUGCUUUUUCGAGACUUAGGUCUCAUAAGGCCCUUCUUAGCAAUGUCCAAGCAACACGGUAUGCAACUUCGAGUGCAGCUGCUGUGAGGUCAUCAUCAGCAGGGCUCUUUAGCUGGCUAACUGGAGAAAGAUCUAGUUCUCUUCCUCCUUUGGACACAGUACUUGAAGGUGUUUCCCUUCCGCCUGCACUGCCUGAUUAUGUUGAACCAGGAAAGGUUAAGGUUACUACUCUUGACAAUGGAGUCAGAAUUGCCUCAGUAACAUCAAAUAACCCAGCAGCCUCCAUAGGGAUAUAUCUUGAUUGUGGUUCUGUUUAUGAGACGCCGAAGUCAUUUGGGGCCUCCAACUUACUGGAGAGGAUGGCCUUCAAGAGCACUAAAAACCGAAGCCACUUGCGCAUUGUGAGGGAAGUGGAGGCAAUCGGAGGUAACACAUCAGCCUCUGCAUCUCGGGAGCAGAUGGGGUACACUUUUGAUGCUCUGAAGACCUAUGUCCCUGAAAUGGUAGAGUUGCUUGUGGACUGUGUGAGGAACCCUGUGUUCUUGGAUUGGGAAGUCAAUGAAGAGCUGUCCAAAUUGAAAUUGGAGCUUGGGGAACUUCGUAACAAUCCGCAAGGUCUACUCUUGGAGGCAAUUCACUCUGCUGGUUAUGCUGGUGCAUUAGCAAAUCCUCUUUUGGCUCCUGAAUCGAUGCUGAACAGAUUGGACAGCACAGUUUUGGAGGAAUUUAUUGCUGAGAACUACACUGCUCCUCGUAUGGUCCUGGCAGCAUCCGGGGUCGAUCUUGAUGAGCUUUUACCAAUUGCAGAGCCACUUCUUUCAGACCUUCCAAAAGUAUCAUGUCCAGUAGAGCCAAAAUCUGUUUAUGUUGGAGGGGAUUAUCGUCAGCAAGCUGAUUCACAGAGCACACAUGUUGCUCUUGCCUUUGAAUUGCCAGGUGGCUGGUUGAAAGAGAAAGAAGCUAUUACUUUGACUGUUCUUCAGAUGCUUAUGGGAGGAGGUGGUUCAUUUUCAGCAGGAGGCCCUGGAAAAGGGAUGCACUCACGUCUCUAUCUCCGCGUCUUGAAUGAGUAUCAGCAGAUUCACUCUUUCUCUGCAUUCAAUAGUAUCUUCAAUAAUACUGGAUUGUUUGGCAUUUAUGCUAGCACUGAUUCUGAUUUUGUUUCAAAAGCAGUGGAUUUGGCAGUAAGAGAGUUAAUUGCAAUUGCAACACCAGCCCAAGUAAGCGAGGUUCAGCUAAAUCGUGCCAAAGAGGCCACAAAAUCUGCAGUACUGAUGAAUCUGGAAUCUAGAAUGAUCAUUUCAGAAGAUAUAGGCAGACAAAUUCUAACAUAUGGAGAGAGGAAGCCUGUGGACCAUUUCCUAGAGGCAGUAGAUGCAGUCACUUUGAAUGACAUUACAAACAUUGGCCAAAAGAUUAUUUCUUCACCUCUAACAAUGGCGUCUUAUGGCAACGUUAUAAAUGUCCCCAGCUACGAAUCUGUUAGCAGCAAGUUUUGUCAGAAAUGAUAGAACAUUUCCAGCACCAUCGAUUUUCCAUCUCACCCAUCCCUGGCCAUGUUAACUCUUAUGCUUUCAACUUGUUAACACCCAUUGAAAUAAAAUAGAAUCAAGAAAAUUUAGGGUUAGAGCAGCAGAAAAUGAUUCUGCGGGGAUUUUAUCUGGGUUUUACCUAAUUGCUUGUUCACCUUCACGAUCAUUUGAUGAAAAAUUUUACACAUCUAUAUUUCAUUUCAAAGGAAAAUGAAAUGUAAGAUAAGAGUUUUGUAUGGAUGCUGGAUGUUCUACUGAAACAUUUCUUUCUCAUUUAUAAGAAAUUGCUUGUUAAAGUUGCAAAUGAAA